AUGGCGGUGGUCAGUUUAGAUGAUACUGAGAAGGAAGCGGGUGAAAAGACUCAAAAUAUUGAUGAGGAUGAAUUGUACAUUGGAAAAAAGUUUGAAACACAUGAUGAUUUGUUCAGUGCUUAUAAAGCAUAUGCAAAACGUGAAGGAUUUGCGGUUAGAAAAAGAACCAAUCGGAAAAAUGAAGACGGAAUCAUAAGAAAUGUGACGUAUGUUUGUAACCGAGCAGGAAAUCCUGUUAACAAGACUAAAAAUAUAGCCAAACCUCGCAAGAGCAACCGUUGUGAUUGCAAGGCUUACGUUACUGCAAGAUUGGAUGAUGAAGACAAAUGGGAGAUUACUCAACUUAAGCUUGAUCACAAUCAUACGUUUAAUCCAAGAAUUCCAAUGGAAAAGAAUUUCCGCUCUGUGGUGAAUCAGUAUGGUGGAUAUGAUAAAGUUGAUUGCAGUGAACAAGAUUGUAGAAAUGCCCUUGCAUAA
Messenger RNA from Papaver somniferum (opium poppy), 477 nucleotides. RefSeq names its product protein FAR1-RELATED SEQUENCE 8-like. The coding region runs from base 1 to 477 and encodes 158 amino acids. Lineage: Eukaryota; Viridiplantae; Streptophyta; Magnoliopsida; Ranunculales; Papaveraceae. The transcript has 2 exons. The record is from RefSeq and is a predicted model, not a curated record.